Messenger RNA from Naegleria gruberi, 1305 nucleotides. RefSeq lists its product as uncharacterized. NCBI's taxonomy places the organism in Eukaryota, Heterolobosea, Eutetramitea, Acrasida, Naegleriidae. Gene Ontology annotation, molecular function: tRNA dimethylallyltransferase activity. The record is from RefSeq and is a predicted model, not a curated record. Gene Ontology annotation, biological process: tRNA modification. The coding region runs from base 1 to 1305 and encodes 434 amino acids. The transcript has a single exon.
AUGGAUAGUAACAAUAAUCAUACUAAUAAUAUUGCAAAAGAAUUGAAAAAUCAAGUUUUUAUAAUAACAGGAGCAACAGGUACAGGUAAAACACCAAUUUCUAUUGAAAUUGCUAAAAGAUUGAAUGGAGAAAUUAUUAAUGUAGAUUCUGUUCAAAUGUAUAAGGAAUGUUCUAUCGGAAGUAACAAAAUUAAAGAAGAGGAAAUGCAAGGAAUUUCUCAUCAUUUAGUUAAUAAUGUUUCAUUGGAAAAAUGUGCACACGAUAAAACUCAUCAAUAUACAGUUCAACAAUUUUAUGUUGAUGCUCAUGAAAAGUGUUUGGAAAUUCUGGCGAGAGGAAAAUUGCCAAUACUCGUUGGAGGAAGUGCUUUUUACUUGAAUACAUUCAUUGAUGGAACUAAUUUGGAAAUUCCACAACCAACUACUCUUUCUGUUCAAAAAAUGGAUGAUUUAACACGAGUUUCAACUGAUGAAUGGGAUAGAAGAUAUAAAGUUUUACAAGAAAAAGAUCCAGAAUAUGCAUCAAAAAUUCACAGAAAUGAUUUAUAUAGAUUGAAUAGAGCUUAUACUAUUGUGACUGAAUCUGGAAAAACAAUGAAAGAAUUCAAGUAUAAGAAUGGAUUUAUGGAUAAAGUAUCUGAAAAUAAUUUAGAUGUUCGUGGAAUUGUUCUCUAUUUAGACAGAUAUAAACUCUAUGCAAGUUUGGAAAGGAGAUGUGAAAAUUUAGUGGAAGCUGGACUUUUAGAAGAAGUAUACAGUUUAAUGGAUCGAGGAAUAUUACUAGAUCAUACAGUUCCAUUCAGAUCAAUUGGUUAUAAGGAAGCUUAUGAUUUCAUUAAUUAUAUGAAAACUGUUGAUAGGAGGGAUCACUUUUUCAAAUCAGCUUUAAAGAAAUCCUUCUUGAGAUUUUUGAGAGAAUUCAAAGUUUCCACCAGAAGAUAUUCCAAACAUCAAAAUACAUGGUUCAGAAAAGAUGAAACAAAUUAUGAAUGGAUUAAUAGUGAAAACUUUUUAAAGAUGGAUGUAAUGGUUGAUUUUAUUGUCAAUAAUAUUAUGAUGGUUCCAAGAGAGACCUUUAAGGAAAAUGUGAAAAGAGAGGAACAAAUAUUGUUGAAAAAGAGUCAAAGUCUUGCUGAAAGUGAAAUUGUGAACAAUGUCAGCAACAAAUUACAACAGGCAACACCCAAGAAGUCAACUCUGGUAAAGAAGAAGGCUGAAGAUUUUAAUGAACUUUAUCUGUAUAAGGAUAAAGCUGUUUUAGAAGCAAGAUUGGCCAAAAUUGAAAAAUUAUUAUUUAAUAAAUAG